Molecule: messenger RNA, 3165 nt
Organism: Alternaria atra
Lineage: Eukaryota; Fungi; Ascomycota; Dothideomycetes; Pleosporales; Pleosporaceae
Exons: 4
Coding region: 1-3165 (1054 amino acids)
Biological process (GO): protein import into nucleus
Cellular component (GO): cytosol; nuclear envelope
Molecular function (GO): small GTPase binding
Source: RefSeq, a predicted model, not a curated record
AUGGAGGACCAACUAGUCCAGCUGCUAUCAGCAACCCAAACCGCCCAAGAGGACACCCGCAAACAUGCUGAGCAGCAGCUUCUCUCCCUCUACGGCCACCAGGAGCUCCCGUUAGGCCUCAUUGGCAUCGCCUGCCAUGACAGCGUACCUCUCAACAUCCGACAAGCUGCUCUGCUGUACCUGAAGAACCUCGUGCUGGCGGGAUGGAGUUCCAGCCUCGAUGAGUGGAAGGGACAGGCACUGGUCACAGACGAGAACAAGGCCAUAUUACGGCAGCAGCUACUCACCCUCGCCACACAAGACCAGCUCGACCGCAAGCUCAAGGCCGCCGCGGGCCUCGUCGUCAGCAAGAUCGCAAGCGCCGACUACCCCAUCGAAUGGCCAGAUCUCCUCGAUAACCUUCUCGCACUGAUACCGAAUGCGACCGAAGGCCAACUACAUGGCGCUCUUAGGGUCCUAGGUGAGCUGGUGGAGGACUCCUUCAAUGAGCAGACCUUCUUCACCGUAGCGCCUCAGAUGAUCAAGGUCCUGUACGAUGUGGCCACCAACGACCAGAGAAAGCCGACAUUGCGAGCCUUGGCUUGCAAAGUCUUCCACGGCUGCUUCGACAUACUCGAGAUGGUGCUGGAGGAUCACAAGACCAUGGUCAAGAGCUUUGCCGACGAGAUACUCAAGGAAUGGAUUCCCUUCUUCGUCAAUGUCCUGAACACUAGACUACCCGAUCCGCCGUCACAAGAAGAAGAGGACCAAGACACGCCAAAUGCCUUGCUCUACAAAGGACAGAUCGCUCUCAAGCUACAGUGUGUCAAGGUCCUCAUGCGCAUACGAUCCGUCUUCCCUGCCAUCCUCUCGCCGCAAAGUAUUGUCCUAUUCCAGGCAACCUGGCAAGAGCUGUCAUUACUCGAACCGGCAUACUCUCUCAUGUACAUACAAGAGGAUCGUCAGAGUAGGCUAGAAGACGCUGAUGGACUGCCGUACACACUGGAUUUCCUUAUCCUUGAGGAGCUAGACUUCAUGCAAGCGUGUCUUCGUGCACCUCCGGUCCGCGCGCAACUCGAGCAGGAACUCCAGAACCAGACACCUGACAACUCAUGGGUCACCCAGGUUAUGAAGCUGGCCGUGGCCUACGCGCAAAUCACCACUGAAGAGGAGGGUCUGUGGGAUGUGGAUGUGAACAUCUUCCUGAGCGAGGAGACGAGUGUGACGGCGAACUACACACCCCGUACGGCCUGCGGUGAUCUCGUCAUCAAGCUUGGCGAAUGGCUUACGGAACCUACCGUCAACGGCUUGUUAACCUACACAAGAGUGCUCUACUCCCAGUCCAAGGGUUGGAAAGCUGAAGAAGCUGCGCUCUAUGUGUUGAACCAACUAUUGAGUGACUUCCAAGAUGUAGAGAAGCAGAUUAGCCCAGAAGCUGCGAGCGGCUAUGUUGACUUCAUCCGGUAUGCUAUGCAGCAGCCAGACGCUUUCCUUCGAGCACGCGGUUACCUCGUCGCCGGAAGUUUGACAAGAACAUCCGGAGAUGCUCUGCAACAGCUCGGCACAUCGUUCCUCGAGGCAUCUCUGCAGGCCAUUCCAUCUGACGAGUCCGACGUUGUUCAGGUGUCAUGCAUUCGAGCUCUGCAAUACUAUCUCCAGGCGCUCCCACACGCAACUACACAACCGAUACAAAACACCAUCAUCAUGUCUAUCAGUAAUUACCUUGCCACACAAGACAUGUCAGAGCUUAGCGACAGUGAAGAUCUCAUGGUCACACUAGUCGAAACACUACGAGACGCUAUACUCAUUGACACGCGGAUAUGCAUUACAGAUAACGGUCUCGAUACACUUUUCCGGGUUGCCAGCCAUCAAGCCAACAACUUCCAGCUCACCAUGCUGGUCACUGAGGCCUUCGAAGAGGUGACAGAGACUAUCGCGCGCAUGGGCGGAGAUGCAUACGUCCAGCUGUGCGCAAGGGUCCUUCCGUCACUGAUGGGUGCAUUUGAUGUCGGAAGCUUGACGGAGGAGAAUGCCUUGUGCAACUUUGCUGCUGAUCUCCUCGCUGUGCUUGCUGAGCACGGACCAGAGCCACUUCCCGCUGGAUUUGUUGCGACAACCAUGCCGAAACUCACACGAGUCCUUCUGGGCUCCACCGAUGAGGAGCUGCUGAAGUCUGCCACGACUGCGGUGAAGAACAUCAUCUCGCAUGAUCACCAACAGCUCUUCGAAUGGAGGGAUGACACUGGAAAAGCUGGUCUCGAGGUCACUCUCAUCAUCGUCUCACGUCUGUUGUCUUCGUGCAGCGACCAUGCUGCUGGCGAGGUUGGUGCAUUGGCUGCCGAGGUAGUAGAGAAAGCUGGCCACGAGCGACUUGGUCCUUACCUAGAGCAACUCCUACGAAGUGUUGCAGUUCGUCUAGCUCAAGCAAAGCAAGCGCAAUUCAUCCAAAGUCUGACGCUUGUGUUCGCGCGCCUGAGCUUGAACCACGCUUCAGAGGUGGUAGAAUUCCUGGCCGGCCAGGAUAUUGAAGGGCAGAAUGGCCUGCAGGUCGUGCUAGCGAAAUGGCUCGAGAACUCGAUCAACUUCGCCGGUUACGACGAGAUCCGACAAAAGUACGUACGAACCUCUCCGGAAAUUGAGCAGUUCACAUACGAACGGAGAAUGCCUGUCGGAAGGCUUCAGAUCGUUCGGAAUAAUGUCAUCGCUCUUUCAAAACUGUACGACUUGAAGGACCCUCGUCUUGCCCAGGUGCAAGUGCAGGGUGAUUUGAUACCAAAUACCGAUGGUCGCAUUAUGACCAGGAGUCGUGCGAAAGCCAAUCCUGACAAGUAUACCAUAGUUCCCGCCCCCCUCAAGAUUCUCAAAGUUCUCGUCGUCGAACUUCAGUCCGCCUCUGGCGCGCCGCUCGACGCACAAGCUGCUGCCGAGCUCGCAGAAGAAGACUCUGGUGAUGACGACUGGGAGGAUGAAGCAAACCCAUUCGUCGACCUUGGUAGUGGUUUUAGCAGAGAGCAGUUGAUGGCCUUUGCCGCCGAAGAGCCGGGAGGUGGUCGUCAGCGCGAUGACGAGACUCAAGGCUUCCUUGUCGACUUCUUCAAGCGCGCGGCAACUACGCAGGGCUUCGCUGAAGAGUUUGGUCAGCUCACGGAAGAGGAGCAGCAACGGCUGAGAGACAGCGCUGCAUAG